Molecule: messenger RNA, 303 nt
Organism: Purpureocillium lilacinum
Lineage: Eukaryota; Fungi; Ascomycota; Sordariomycetes; Hypocreales; Ophiocordycipitaceae
Source: RefSeq, a predicted model, not a curated record
AUGUCGCCCACUGGCAAUCACACCAACCAACAGAUUCAAGACGCCAUCGGUCGUCGCAUGUAUCAAAUCUUCACCACGACUGCCACAAAUCAGGAGCUGAUCCACUAUGGGGAGGAGGUCCUCGAAUGGUACAAGAACCCACAUGUGACCGACGACUCCGACGCGAUAUAUCAGCUGGACACUGUACACGCCAUGUGGCAAGCAGAACUACCCACAGUGGGAGAUGAGGAAGCAUUGCGCAAGAUCAGCUCGCUUCGUAUACGAAUCUCUGCGGCAGCCGCUGCCCUUCAACAUGAGAAUUGA